Oxyura jamaicensis (ruddy duck) is the source of this 5974-nucleotide messenger RNA. RefSeq names its product regulator of G protein signaling 12 (gene RGS12). The record is from RefSeq and is a predicted model, not a curated record. NCBI's taxonomy places the organism in Eukaryota, Metazoa, Chordata, Aves, Anseriformes, Anatidae. The coding region runs from base 253 to 4437 and encodes 1394 amino acids. Gene Ontology annotation, biological process: signal transduction. The transcript is spliced from 17 exons. Gene Ontology annotation, molecular function: protein binding; GTPase activator activity.
GGGAAGCCGCCCGCCGGCCGUGCCGGGUGAGCGCGCUGACUGACGGCUCCUCGCAGCCAGUGGCCGCGGCGCGGGGCGGCGGAGCCCGGCGGCGGUCUCCUCGGUGACCGGGGGGGAAGGUGGCGCCUCCCGGAGCGGCCGGAGUCCUGAGGGGACCGAGAACUUCAUCAGAUGAAGGAGUGAUACUGUGAAACAUGACAAAAUCCCGGACUAUUUAAAAGUUUUCCUGUCUCAGGAAAAAAAACAAACAACAUGUAUAGACCAGGGGAGACAGUCAAACGUCGACUCAAUAUGCAUGCCCCUCCUCGAAUAAGGAGUGUGGAAGUUGCUAGAGGGAGAGCAGGCUAUGGGUUUACCCUUUCUGGACAAGCUCCUUGUGUUCUUAGUUGUGUUAUGAAAGGAAGUCCUGCUGAUUAUGUUGGACUUAAAGCAGGAGAUCAGAUAUUUGCUGUUAAUGAAAUUAAUGUGAAAAAGGCCUCUCAUGAAGAUGUAGUGAAACUUAUUGGGAAGUGUUCUGGAGUCCUCCACAUGGUCAUUGCUGAAGGGAUUAGUCAUAUAGAUUCAUGUUCAAGCGAUGAAGAAGUUGGCUUUUAUGAUGGAAAGGGGUGGCUGAAGCCUAAACCUGACUCUAAAGCUCUAGGCAUAAACAGAGCAGAGAAAGUUGUUGAAGAAAUGCAGUCUGGUGGCAUUUUCAACAUGAUCUUUGAGAAUCCUAGUCUUUGUGCUGGUAACUCAGAUAAUUCCACACCAAAACAAAGAUCGUUUUCAGAUUCUGCUGCUAUUAAAUAUGAAACUGGAAAUGAAAGUGUAAGCAAUCCAAACCUACUGUCAAAGGAAGAAAUGUCCAAGGUCACGAAUGAUGAUUCGGUUUUUAGAAUUGGACUGGAGAGUGCAGAAGACUUUGGACUAGAUGCAAGCAUUUUAAAUGUUGCUAUGAUUGUAGGCUACCUAGGCUCAAUCGAACUUCCUUCAACAACCUCAAAUUUGGAAAAUGAGAGUUUGCAGGCUAUUCGUGGGUGCAUGAGACGUCUACGGGCGGAACAAAAAAUCCAUUCGUUAGUGAUGAUGAAGAUAAUGCACGAUUGUAUUCAGCUUUGCAGUGACAAAUCAGGUGUGGUGGCAGAAUACCCUGCGGAGAAACUGGCAUUCAGCGCUGUUUGCCCCGACGAUAGAAGAUUCUUUGGAUUAGUUACAAUGCAGACAAAUGAUGAUGCGAGCUUGGCUCAGGAAGAUGAAGGGGUUCUGAGGACAUCUUGCCACGUGUUUAUGGUGGAUCCAGACUUAUUUCAUCAUAAAAUUCACCAGGGCAUAGCAAGACGUUUUGGACUGGAAUGUACAGCAGAUCCAGACACAAAUGGCUGUCUGGAGUUUCCAACAUCAUCUCUACCUGUUCUUCAGUUUAUUUCUGUCCUGUACAGGGAUAUGGGGGAAUUGAUUGAGGGAAUGCGUGCAAGGGCUUUUCUUGAUGGUGAUGCAGAUGCUCAUCAGAAUAACAGCACAAGCAGUAACAGUGAUAGUGGAAUUGGGAAUUUCAAUCAAGAAGAAAAGAAUAACAGAGUUCUUGUGGUUGAUUUGGGGAGCAAUCCAAGUAAACAUAUUCCCAACAGUAUAUGGGAAAAUGCGGUAGGAAGGGGACAAAAUCAGUCUGCUUCCCAUUGGAAUGGCUUCUGUCAUGAACAAGAAGGAAACAUUCCUUUAGAAGUAAUUCAGAAUGAUAAGUCUCAAAAUUUAAACAAGCACUUAUGUCCUUCUGCCCGUAUCGAAGUUCCACUGGUUUCCUCCCGAAAUUCAGUGCCCCCAUCAAAGAAAAGCACUGCAGGCGUGGGCAAUCAGAGAUGGUUGCCCGUGCAUGUUUUACAAGAGUGGCAGCACGGAAAUGCUAGCGACCAGGAGUCUUACACUGAUUCUACAGACGGCUGGUCAAGUGUUAACUGCGGGACUCUCCCCCCUCCAAUGAGUAAGAUUCCAGCUGACAGAUACAGAGUCGAUGGCAGCUUUGGUCAGCCACAGUUAAAAUCUCAUAAAAACGAAUGGUCCAAGAAGAUGUUUUGCAUGCAAAACAAAUUUGGCCCUCCGCACAGUAUUAGGAAGUCUAAAGAAGAUAAAAAGGGUUCAAAAUUUGGACAUCCAAUGGGAUUAAAUCAGGCUCCUCCCCAGCGUUCUUCCGCUCGAAGAUCAUUUGGAAGAUCUAAGCGAUUUAGUAUUACUCGUUCACUGGAUGACCUUGAGUCAGCAACUGUCUCUGAUGGAGAGCUGAAUAGUACUGAUUUGAAAGAUUGCAUCAGUGAGAACAGCCUCAGUAGCAAUGCUAGUCUUCCCAGUGUACAGAGCUGUCGACGACUUCGAGACAGAAGAGUUGCAAGCUGGGCAGUUUCAUUCGAGCGUCUUCUUCAGGAUCCUCUUGGUGUUAAAUAUUUUUCGGAAUUUCUGCGGAAGGAAUUUAGUGAAGAAAAUAUUUUAUUUUGGCAGGCCUGUGAAUAUUUUAACCAUGUACCUGCACAUGAUAAAAAAGAGCUUUCUUACAGAGCUCGGGAGAUCUUCACUAAGUUUUUGUGUAGCAAAGCUACAACUCCAGUUAAUAUUGAUAGCCAGGCACAGCUGGCAGAUGAUAUUCUCAAUUCUCCACAUCCAGAUAUGUUCAAGGAACAGCAGCUUCAGAUUUUUAACUUGAUGAAGUUUGAUAGCUAUACUCGCUUUCUCAAAUCUCCCCUUUACCAAGAAUGCAUCCUAGCUGAAGUAGAAGGUCGUACUCUUCCAGAUCCACAACGUGUUCCCAGCAGUCCCACUUCUAAACACAGUAUCAGUUCAGAGAAGUCCAAUAUCUCAACACCGAAAAAGUUAAGUGGUAAAUCAAAGUCAGGAAGAUCCUUAAAUGAAGAGUCAGGAGAGGAGGACACUGAGAAGAAGAAAAGGGGGACAUUUUUUUCAUGGUCAAGAAGUAAGAGUUUGGGAAAAUCACAGAAGAGAAAGGAAAAUGGUGAUUAUCAACAUGAUUCUAUUCAGUCCAAUGGGUUAUCAUACAGGAGGGAAUCACAAGGCUCCAUGUCAUCAACUGCUAGUCUUGACUUGUCUGAAACCUCUAGAUUACCUGCAUUUGUACCAGAUAAAGAGAAAUCCCCCAAAUACUGCUGUGUAAACCUUCCAGAUGGUUCUUCUAGCAAAAUGGCUGUUAAAUCUGGAUUCUCUAUCAAAGAGGUGUUGUCUGGGCUCUGUGAGAAACAUGGCAUUAACAUAGCUGCAGUGGACCUUUUUUUGGUUGGAGGUGAUAAGCCGCUUGUAUUGCACCAAGACAGUAGCAUCCUGGAGUCUCGGGACCUACGUUUAGAAAAACGCACUUUAUUUCGGCUGGAUCUUGUUCCAAUCAAUCGAUCAGUUGGUUUGAAGGCUAAACCCACCAAACCAGUAACAGAGGUCUUAAGGCCUGUGGUUGCAAAAUAUGGUUUAAAUCUUAAUGAGCUUGUGGCAAGACUAAAUGGUGAGCAGGAACCACUUGAUCUUGGUGUCCCUAUAUCUAAUCUGGAUGGUCAGCGGGUUGUUCUAGAUGAAAAAGAGCCAACAAAGAGUAGAGUGUUUACAGAUAAACAAAAAGGUGCAUCAGUAAAACAGAGUGUAACUGUGACUACUUCAAGAAAUCAAGUAUCUACUACUGGAGAGGGAAGAACUCUAGGAAAGUCUAAUUCUAUCAAAAUGAAAGGCGAAAAUGGAAAAAAUGCUAGGGAAGUUCGACUGUCAAAAAGAGAAGACUCUAUUGCAAAGAUUGGGAAAAAAAAAUGUCAGAAAAUAAAUUUGGAUGAAGCAGAGGAAUUUUUUGAACUCAUAUCCAAAGCUCAAAGUAACAGAGCAGAUGACCAACGUGGACUGCUAAGGAAAGAAGACCUUAUUCUUCCUGAUUUUCUUCGUUUACCACCCACUGGACCAGAACCAUCCUCAUCCACGCCAGCAGGUCCUAAAGGCCUCAACAAGCGAGUUUCAAAAAAUGAUGGCAAGGAUGGAUGUACAUCGCCAAGUGGAAAACAGGAGUCCAUACAAAACUAUAAUGAAAAUUCAGUUAAGAAAAUGGGUUACUCAGAAAAUAAACAAAAAUCUGCUUUGACAGCACUCCACAGUCAGAAGACUUUCAGUGUUCCUUUUAAUACGACAUUGUCUCCAAUUCCGCAUGCACACGAAAGCAAUGCAACAAUAUGGAAAAGGCAGUCAAGAGAGUUACAAGCUGAAGGCAUACAGAUGGUAGAUGAUGAGAAUGUGGCAGACUUGACUCUUGUGGCUGAAGGAGAUAUUAGUAGCCCUAACAGCACUUUGCUACCACCGCCACCACCAACACCACCGUCAGACAUCAGUAAACUCACAGAAGCCAACUACCCACCCCCAACUCCUUUUGCAGGUAAUCAGGAAAAAUCUGGAUAUCAAAGAUCCAAUUCAGGUAUUUCUAGAUUUUAAUAGUCUUUCCUUUUAUGUAAAACUACUUUUCCUUGGCACUGCUAAUCGGUAUUUGGCACCCAUUAAAGCAAACAAGAAAAUUUUCUCUGCACCUUAAGUUUUUUUUUUAUUAUUAUUAUUAUUUUUUUUUUUACAAAACAAAGAUUUUUCAUUGCCUUAGUCUGUGCUAACUGUAAUAUUUCUGGUUGCCUUUAAAAACAUGCAUUUAUUUGGAUUUUGCAUGUGGUCAAAACUGGACACGUGCAGACAAACCUUUAAAAUACAUCCAUAUGCUCUAAUUAUAUCAUUCUUUAGUCUGGGAGUAGAAAACAGGAUAUUGGCAUUUUGAGUUGCAUAACACCACUCUAUUCCAGAUUUUCUGAUCCAUUUGUCAUAAUGAGAUGCAUGAUUAGGGUAUAGAAUUCUAAAUGCUUUAGCAGGAACCCUAAUUAUGCGUUGAAAAUUGCAGGACUGUUAAUAAUUAAAAUUCGAAGUGGAUAAACCUUAAUUUUUUAAAAAAACAAACCUCUAAUAGAUAUUUGUGACUAAAAAUAAAAUUUUAAAAUAUUUUUUUUUUACCCAUAGUUUGCUACCCAGAGAAAUAGACUGCAUCUAUCACACUUUACCCCACACUAGCCACAUGUGAAUUAGCUCUUUCUAUUAGAUCAUUUCAACAAAAAUAUGUAACUUUUUUUUAGGAUGUGAGUUUCAUGGUCUAGCAAUAUCACAGAGCAAUAUUAGCCCAAGGCUAAAGUAUGACAUUUCUUUAUAAACACGGACUCUAAUUCUAAUUGCUAAUACCAGAAACUAGAGUUUGAAGAUGAUGGGUGUUGUGACAUUGACAUUUUACAGUCAUUGUACUGUGCAUUUUAAUGUAAAAUAUGAGAAGAGGUAUCUAUGUGCUACAUUUAUUUUUGAUGUUUCACAAACACAUGGUGCCAUAAUUUGUAUGAUCACAUUUCUUUGUGAUGUGGGAAUAUACAUUUUAAUUAUUUAUCUUUUUACACAGAGUAUUUGAUACUGUUCUUUAUCUGUAUGGUUGACAAUUUGUAAAUACUUCUUUGAUUGUUGGAUGCUUAUAAAUGGCAAUGCAAAUUAUUUCAUUCUCUUGGUAUUUGAAAAACAAAUCCCUUUGUUAGUAGUAUUUGAGAAAUGUUCUAUAAGCGCUACUACUUAAUUUCUGAAACUGAGUAUUGAACAGACUUGUAACCAGUGCCUACAGAUACAAAACCACAAAAUGUACUUCAGACGUAUUGAUGUGUAUAUGCAUAGAUGUGUUGGUGUCUUUCUGAUAAUGUGACAAGUGUACAACAUAGGUAUCAAGUUGCAUAGCUUUCAGUGAGAACUGUUAGAAAAAAAACCAUUUGCACUUAAAAAAAGAAAAAUUCAUGAAUUUACAGUAUUUUAAUGCAUGCCAUACAUUUCUGUGUAACCACUGAACUGUAGCUUUCCCUUUUCCCACUUUCUACUUUUUACUUUGUAGAAAUCUUUGUGUAGUUUUCACAUGUAUUUUGUAUCUUUGUUCUCUCAGGAGUAAUAAAUUCUAGACCUAGUUAUG